This is a messenger RNA of Oryza sativa Japonica Group (Japanese rice), 783 nucleotides long. Lineage: Eukaryota; Viridiplantae; Streptophyta; Magnoliopsida; Poales; Poaceae. The record is from RefSeq and is a predicted model, not a curated record.
ACAAUGGCUGGCUCUAAGGUAGUACUACUUACCUUCCUCGUCCUCCUAGUCAUAGGAGUAGCCUAUGCUAGACCGAAAAAAUACGCUAGUGCGGGAGGUGGAGGUGGCGGUGGAGGUGGAGGUGGCUCGUCAGGGGGUGGUUCCGGCUGGGGAUCUGGCUCUGGUUCUGGAUAUGGGCAGGCAGGUGGGUCUGGUGGAGCGUAUGCUAGCGGCGGCGGCGGUGGAGGAGGUAGUGGCGGCGGGGCGAAUGGUGGAUCUGGCUAUGGGUCUGGUUCUGGGUCUGGAUAUGGUCAAGCCGGGAGUUACGGGCCUUAUGGUGGAGGAUAUGCCCAGGGUGGGGGAGGUGGUGGUGGAAGCGGUGGUGGACAAAAUGGUGGAUCAGGAUCAGGAUCUGGUUCUGGUUCUGGAUCAGGUCAGGCAGGAGGAUACGGACCUUACGGGGGCGGAUAUGCUCAGGCAGGAGGACAAGGUGGUGGUGGAGGUGGUGGACAAAGUGGUCCAGGGGGCAGCGGAUCUGGCAGUGGCUCGGGAAGUGGAUCUGGAAGUGCAGGAUAUCCAUAGAAUUUACGCACUACCUGGAUGACAUAUGGAUGAAGCCUAUAUAGAAUGCUAGUUUUGUAUGUUGUUAUAUAUGGAUGAUAAUAAGAACUAAAUAAAGGGCUUCUCGCGUGUUUGUUUAUCAACAGAAGUGGAGCUGCUGUAAUGUUACAUACACUUUGUGAAUGUUUGGAUGUUGUUGCAAUUGCAGACAAUUAAAUGGCCACUUCUACACUCUUUAAGACA